AUGCUGGGACUAAGGGCGAUAUUUUCUUGGUUUACCUUAUGCUUGGUGGCUAGCAAUGUUGCAGCGGUCACUAUUGAUAACUUGUUCAACCUCCCAACCACCUCGACAGAUUAUGGGACCUGCAAUAACAACCUAACAAGGUUGAACGCAUAUUCUUCGGACUUCACAACACUCUGUACCCAACUGGACAAUGCAGUUCAACUGGCUAAAACACCAGGGCAGACGCAAGCGAAAUUGGUCGCACGUCAGCUCUUCACUGCCUGGUUUGGCAUUCGAUUCAACACCGAUGGAACCGUCCAGACUGCAAGUGAGACUGCGUGGACCGUUGUACAAGUCUCGUUCGAUGGAGAUUACCAGGCUCCCACCUCUCCUGCAAACCUAUUUUGUAAUGACUUUGGAGACAUAUACCCUUGGAACUCUUUCAUCAAGGAUUCUCAAGGGAACCAAAUGCAGCCAGGUAUCACCGUCGCGUAUUUCUAUAGUGACUGGGUUCCAAAUUUACCAGGCGUCCAGUUACCAUACUAUGUUGAUCCAAUCAACAAGUAUUAUAUGAUGCCGUCUUCAGCAUUUAUUGGGUAA
This is a messenger RNA of Penicillium malachiteum, 579 nucleotides long. RefSeq lists its product as uncharacterized. NCBI's taxonomy places the organism in Eukaryota, Fungi, Ascomycota, Eurotiomycetes, Eurotiales, Aspergillaceae. The coding region runs from base 1 to 579 and encodes 192 amino acids. The transcript has 2 exons. The record is from RefSeq and is a predicted model, not a curated record.